UCAAUUUUGAGAUUCCACACUAUUCGCGAAAUAACUACAGUUGUGUAAAGUAGUAAAGACAAUACGAUACAUUUAAGUAUUUUAUUUUAUAAAUUCAAAUAGGUUUACGCAGCAAAAAGCGAAAUGAAAUUAAGAACCUUUACCGUUUUCUUGUUGGCGCUAGCAACCCCACUUCUUGCUGAAAAUAUCUUCAAGAUUAAUAUUUCACCAGAGGAAGCCCAACAAUUUCUGAACAGUGCAAAUCUUCGAGGUCUAGACAAUAUUGACUAUGCUCCUAAGACAAGUGAAAACGAGCUGCCAGAAUCUCGCAAUGAAAAAGGUGAGUUCGUAUACAUGGGUCGUGUGAUAGAUCACCCUGAGGAAUAUGUUGAAGAACAUUAUGACGCUCACCAAUAUCAUGGACAGGACGGAUUAGGCCAAUAUGUGUAUGGUUAUCGUGAUUGGAAUCAGGGCAAGAAUGAAAAGAAGGACGAAUCAGGCACAGUAAGUGGUUCAUAUAAGUAUGUUCAACCCACUGGUCGAGAUUUUGUGGCCAAAUACUACGCGGAUCGUUCAGGAUUUCAUGUCGAAGAUAACCGACCAGCCUAUUUGAAGGAGCCUGCCACCAAGACACCGGCAGUUCGCAAAGCAGAGGAAGAGCAUUUUAAACUGUGGGGUGAAUUAGCAGCUGCCAACGGUAACAACCCUGAUCCAUUUGCACCUGAAUAUCAACAGCAACGCAAUGAACCUGCAGAAUCGGAAUACAAGGAAUAUGUUCAUCAAGAACCCCCUUAUGUUCCUGGACCUGAGGAAACUGGUCCUCCACGAGGCUUCUUCUACGCUUUUGACUAUAAUGUACCCCUAUUGCGAAACAAGAAGGAACGCGAGGAGUUGGAGCAUCUCCGAGCGGAAAAUAAUAAUAAUGAGUGAAAUAUAAGUUUUUAAUACAAUCGAUAUACAAUCAAUUGUCUUUUAUAUCAUUCAUUCAUUUAGUUGAUUUUAAAAGUAUGUGCAAUUUGAACGCUACACUAAACUGAAAUGAGAAUCUUGUCUUAUAAAAAUAUAAUUGUGAAUUACGUUUCGUUGUUAAUUCAGUAAUAAAAAAAGAAAAGAAUAAUGUCCUCAUAACAAUUUUUACCAUAAGUGCUACAUAGAUAUAUAGGUUAUUAUUCGUAAUUACCAUCUAAAAUAUAACAUUUUUGAAUGUGUUGAAAACAUGUAUUUAUGCAACGGAAAUGUUUAGAACAAAAAGUAAAAUAAAUUUAUCGUUCUGCGAAAAGAUGAAUAUUAA
Messenger RNA from Bactrocera neohumeralis, 1270 nucleotides. RefSeq lists its product as uncharacterized. Gene Ontology annotation, molecular function: structural constituent of chitin-based larval cuticle. The record is from RefSeq and is a predicted model, not a curated record. The transcript has 2 exons. NCBI's taxonomy places the organism in Eukaryota, Metazoa, Arthropoda, Insecta, Diptera, Tephritidae. The coding region runs from base 124 to 909 and encodes 261 amino acids. Gene Ontology annotation, cellular component: chitin-based extracellular matrix.